Messenger RNA from Plutella xylostella (diamondback moth), 2577 nucleotides. RefSeq names its product plastin-2 fimbrin (gene Fim). The record is from RefSeq and is a predicted model, not a curated record. Lineage: Eukaryota; Metazoa; Arthropoda; Insecta; Lepidoptera; Plutellidae. Gene Ontology annotation, biological process: actin filament network formation; actin filament bundle assembly. Gene Ontology annotation, cellular component: cytoplasm; actin filament bundle; actin filament. Gene Ontology annotation, molecular function: actin filament binding; calcium ion binding.
CUUUGGAUUUCAUUCAUUCGUCGGAGUUUUUUCACACCAUCGUGUGUGGCGCAGUGCAUCGUGAAUUUUUAUACAUUUUCUCAUUGGUAAUACACACUGCAAAACGAUUUUGUAACCGAGAUACGUUGUGAUUUUAUAGUAUUUUUAUUUAUACUCUACAUUUCCUAGUGAUUUAAGUGAGAAGUGACGAAACAAAGCGAUAGUUUGUCUUGCUACCGCUUCCGAAGUUCAUGUUGUGAAUAUUGUGUACGUUGUUUUUGUGAAUUCUACGUAUUACACGAUGUCUGAUAAUGCGAAAUUGACCGAGGAGGAGCGUGCCGAGAUCAGGGAACAGUUCGCGCAGAUCGACACAAGUGGAAAUGGCUACAUAGACCUGAAGGAGCUGAAGGAGGCGCUCGACAGCGUCGGCUACAAAAUACCACAAUGGAAGGUGCGCUGCAUGAUCGAGGAGUACAACGACAGCGGCUCGCGGCGCGCGCGCAACGCCGUCAACGGCAACGUCAACGGCGACGCGACCAGCAACAACGGCAUCUCGCUGCACGAGUUCGAGGAGCUGUGCGCUAACUUGAAGCAGCAGCAGGUGGCCAGCACAUUCAAACAGGCUGUUAGUAAAAAGGAAAAUCUGGAACAUUUGGGCGGCAUGAGCGAAGCUUCCAGUGAUGGUACAACGCACUCGGUCCGCAUGGAGGAGCAGAUGGCGUUCUCGGGCUGGAUCAACAGCAACCUGGAGCUGGACCCCGACCUGAGGCACCUGCUGCCCAUCGACCCCGAGGGCAAACAGCUGUAUGAGAAGCUGAAGGAUGGGCUUAUAUUGUGCAAAGUGAUAAACCACUCGUGCCCCGACACAAUAGACGAGCGCGCCAUCAACAAGAAGAACCUGACUCUGUACACGAAGCACGAGAACCUGACGCUGGCGCUGGUCUCCUCGCAGGCCAUCGGCUGCAACAUCGUCAACAUCGACGCACACGACCUGGCCAAAGGCAAGCCUCAUCUAGUGCUGGGUCUGUUGUGGCAGAUCAUCCGCAUCGGUCUCUUCAACCAGAUCACGCUGGAGCACUGCCCGGGACUCACUGAGCUGCUCAAUGAUGAGGAGCGCAUAGAAGACCUGCUAGCCCUCUCCCCGGAAGCCAUCCUCCUCCGCUGGGUGAACCACCAGCUGGCGCUGGCGGGCGUCGCGCGGCGCUGCACCAACCUGCAACAAGACGUGGCGGAUUCAGAGCUGUAUUCAUACUUGUUGAAGCAGAUCGCGCCCGCCGAUGCUGGGGUCAACCUGGACGCUCUUAGGGAAACGGACCUGCUCAAGCGAGCCGAGAUAAUGCUGCAACAAGCGGCCAAGCUUCGGUGUCGCGCGUUCGUGAGCCCCGCGGACGUGGUCGGUGGGGUCUACAAGCUCAACCUGGCCUUCGUGGCCAACCUGUUCAACCAGCACCCCGGGCUAGAGCGGGCGCCUGAUGCCCAGCCGUUCCAGCAGGUUGAAGAGACUCGGGAGGAGAAGACGUACCGCAACUGGAUGAACUCGAUGGGCGUGGCGCCGCACGUGAACUGGCUGUACUCGGACCUGACGGACGCGCUAGUCAUCUUCCAGCUCUACGACAUCAUCAAGCCGGGGAUUGUUAACUGGAAGAAGGUGCACCGCCAGUUCUCCAAACUGCGCAAGUUCAUGGAGCGCCUCGAGAACUGCAACUACGCCGUGGAGCUGGGCCGCCAGCUCGGCUUCUCGCUCGUGGGCAUCGCCGGCGCCGACAUCAACGAGGGCAACGCCACCUUGACUCUAGCUCUAAUCUGGCAGCUGAUGCGCGCGUACACUCUGUCCGUGCUGACGCGGCUGGCCAACACCGGGAACCCCAUCAUCGAGAAGGAGAUCGUGUCGUGGGUCAACAACAAGCUGCAGCAGGCUGGGAAGACCUCCAGUAUAAGGAGUUUCCAGGAUGAGGUGUUGGCUGACGGCAAGGUAGUGAUCGACCUGAUCGACGCCAUCAAGCCCGGCGCCAUCAACUACGACCUGGUGCUCAGCGGAGCCACAGAUGAGGAAAAGCACGCGAACGCGAAAUACGCGAUCUCGAUAGCGCGUCGGUGCGGCGCGCGCGUGUACGCCCUGCCCGAGGACAUCACGGAGCGCAAGCCCAAGAUGAUCAUGACGGUGUUCGCGUGCCUCAUGGCGCUCGACUACAUCCCUAGCAUGGACGCGCCCGUCGUCGCCAACGCCGUAUCGUCUCGGGAGGCAGUUGAGGUCACCACGGCGGUAGAAGAUGCCUCUGAAGACACCUUCGAAGACUUGGACGAUUCGGGUCUCGGUCCACAGAUAGUAGAUAAACCAGCGUUACCUCCAAAACCAAGCAAUUUGACACUUUCGUCAAGACAAAACUCUACCAACGAAGAAUAAUCUUUUAUCUAAGUAUCUACUUACGUUUAAUUUAUUUUUAUACUGUCGUAUGCUUUGUAAUUUUUAAUUUAUAAUGUAUUUUUUAUUUACUGUAUUGGAAAAGUUAAAUCUAAAUUAGUUAAUUAAUACAGUAACAGAAUUUCUAUUUUAAUAUCAUGUUUUUUUUAUUCAAUAAAGUUUUUAUAUAUUUUUCA